AUGGCCUCUACCGCAGUCAAUGGGACCUCCAACGGGCUAUCAAACGGCUUCCACCAGGAUCUCAAGGUCGGCUACAUUGGCUUGGGCCACGCUGGAUGGCCGAUCGCUACGAAUCUCCCACGCAGGGGUUUCUCUCUGGUCGUCAGCGACGCGAAUUUUGAGCGCGCAAAGGAAUUUGCGGACCAGUUUCACUGCAAGGCAGUUCCUCCAGGGAGUGGUGAGGGAUUCCAAGAUGUGGACGUGCUGAUCACGAUGCUCCCUAAUGGUAAUAUCGUCAGAGACGUCUUACUGGGGAGCACAGGAAUCGCUGCGUCUUUGAAGAAGGGUUGCAUCGUGAUAGAUAUGUCUUCCGCAGAUCCAUUUAACUCCAUUAAGCUGGCCAAAGAUCUUGAAGUCUUUGGCUUGGAUUUCAUCGACUCGCCUAUCACCCAGCGAAAACUCCACGACACCGACGUCGGAAAGAUCACCAUCAUGAUUGGGGCCAAGGAUAACGACGUCGUGACCAGGGUGAAGCCGGUACUCGAGGCCGUCGCGAAGUACCACUUCGUCAUGGGUGGAAUUGGCUCGGGCCACGCAAUGAAAACGAUGAAUAACUACAUUAUGGCCUCGUCUAUCUGCGCGUUGGCUGAUUCGUUCGUCGUCGGCACCAAGUUCGGCCUGGACCCGGCCACCAUGUUGGAUGUGCUUAAUGUGGGAACAGGCCGAGUCUUCGCAUCGGAAAACACCAUGAGGGACGAAGGCCUCACCAGGAGAUAUCAGUCGGGAUUCCAACUUGCGCUGCUGGUCAAAGACCUCGGGAUCAACAAGAACCUCGCGGAACAGAUGGGUUUCUCCACGCCUUUGCCGGCCCUGGUGCAUGAGAGGCUGGGAAAAGCGCUAAAGGAAGUCGAGCCUGACGCCUGCCACGCCAAAUGUCUGCGUGCUUGGGAGAAAUGGGCAGACGUGACGUUGAAACAGAGCCCUAUUCCCACGACACCGGCAAUUCCGGAGGACUGA
Messenger RNA from Fonsecaea erecta, 996 nucleotides. Its product is annotated as 2-hydroxy-3-oxopropionate reductase. The transcript has 2 exons. Lineage: Eukaryota; Fungi; Ascomycota; Eurotiomycetes; Chaetothyriales; Herpotrichiellaceae. Gene Ontology annotation, molecular function: oxidoreductase activity, acting on the CH-OH group of donors, NAD or NADP as acceptor; NAD binding; NADP binding. The record is from RefSeq and is a predicted model, not a curated record. Bases 1 to 996 code for a protein of 331 amino acids.